AUGAGGUCUGGCAGCAGUGUUUUCAGCAGCACACAUGACGGCAUUUCCUGCAGUGGAAUCACAGAAACAGCUGGUGUGCUGCGCUUGAGCCGAGACCCACCUUUAGGAGACGCUUCAGUGCCUAGGCUUAGGGUCCGGGAAUCUCUUCUGACUGAAAUGAAGAGCCCAGCAUUCAUUCUGCUGGUCGUCUGGAGCUGUGCUGUGUGUCCCAGUAAACCAUCACAGCGAGGCACAACUGCCCAGACCAACAACACGGAGACUUCUUGUAAUGGACGCCCCCUGGAUCUGGUCUUUGUGGUCGACAGCUCUCGCAGUGUCCGGCCCGAUGACUACGAGAGGGUGAAGACCUUCAUCAAGGAUGUGCUGCUGUUCUUGAACGUGGGUCACAAUCAGACGCGCGUGGGACUCCUGCAGUUUGGCAGCGUAGUGCAGAAUGAAUUCUUCUUAAACAGCUACUUUGAGAAGCAGCACCUGUUGCGCGCUGUCGAGCGCAUGGAGCACCUGGCGUCGGGAACCAUGACGGGUUUAGCGCUGCAAUUCAUGCGCGAGGAGGCGUUUUCUCUGGCUCGCGGUGCUCGGCCCGCCCACAUGCAGGUGCCCCGCGUCGCCAUGGUAGUGACCGACGGCCGGCCGCAGGACUCUGUGGAAGAGGAAGCGGCUCGUUCCCGGCAGGACGGGAUAGAGGUCUUCGCGGUGGGCGUCGGCCGUGUCGACAUGGCAACCCUGCGAGCCAUCGGCAGCGAGCCGUACACGGAACACGUGCAUCUGGUAGCCAAUUUCAGCCAGAUAGAAACCCUCGUUUCUGUCUUUUACUCAAAGCUGUGUGCAGAAUCCGAUCCGUGUGCAUCAGGAAAACACGACUGUGAAAACGAGUGCGUAAACACAAACGAUUCAUUCAUGUGCCGCUGCAGAAAAGGUUUCACGCUCACUUCAGAUGGUAAAACGUGUGGUCUGGAUUGUAAACGUGGAUCUGUGGAUCUCAUGUUUGUCAUGAAUGGCUCCAAACAUUUGGGCAUUACCAGUUUUGACCUACUGAAGCAGUUUAUCAGCAGAAUGGUGAGCGCUCUGCCAGCCGGCACUCGGGUCGGGCUGCUCCAGUACUCCACUAAAGUCCGCAGCGAGUUCACUUUGGGCCAGUACAGCAGCGCUAGCGAGCUUCAGCGAGCGAUUGCAGCCGUCCACUAUAUGGGACGUGGUUCCGUGAUUGGCUCCGCGCUGCACUACCUGAUUCAGAACAGCUUCAGGAACAGCAGCCGAACAGUUCAGAUGGUCGCCAUUGUACUUACAGACGGACGCUCUCAAGACAGCGUGGGCAAAUGGGCCAGCAAGGUCAAAGCUGAUGGUACUAAGUAUGCAGUGGGUGUGGGAGAGACUGCAGAGGAAGAGCUGAAUUUUAUAGCAUCAGAGCCGCAGCAGAAACAUGCAUACUACGCAGAAGACUUCGGCAAAAUGGAGCACAUCGCAGACAAACUGAAGACUCAGAUUCACAGCUGUGAAGAUCAGCUGUCAGUGUCACAUCAGUGCAAAUGUGGGAAGAUGAUGCUGUUCCACAAUAAGACCACUGAAGCUCUGUUGAGGAUUUCACAAAAGCUAGACACUGUCAUGAAGAGGAUUGAACUGCUGGAGAAUCAAAAUGAACUGCUGUGA
This is a messenger RNA of Labeo rohita (rohu), 1647 nucleotides long. Its product is annotated as cartilage matrix protein. NCBI's taxonomy places the organism in Eukaryota, Metazoa, Chordata, Actinopteri, Cypriniformes, Cyprinidae. The transcript has 8 exons. The record is from RefSeq and is a predicted model, not a curated record. Bases 1 to 1647 code for a protein of 548 amino acids. Gene Ontology annotation, molecular function: calcium ion binding.